GCCACAUAGCGUAGCGCUGGGCGAGUUCGAGUUUUCUUCAGCGUCGUCAGCCGAGCCGCGCAGUGUUCAACAUUCUCGCGAACGCGAAUUUAAUAUCGCCUGCUCGCCUGCUGGCUCCUAGCUCUGCGUGCUUCUUCACGAAAAUCCAUGUGCUAACGUGCGCGUACUCGAGAAUCAAUGCUCCUAUAAUAUAUUUUUUGAGCGAAAUUUUUUUUUCCUUUUUCGUGUUCUUGUCGAGCAUUUUGAUUGCAUUUUCAUUUCGACAUUUUUUUGUGUCAGAUCGCGAGUGCUACUUUGGUUCUACCGCAUCAUCCGUCCAGUCAGAUGAUAAUGUUGGGCAGGUCGUAAUAUAAUUUGGACUUCGUCUGGUCGACGGAAUAGUGAUAAUUUUACGAUAUCGUUGGGAAUCUCGAGUCUGUAGUGUUCGACGACGUAAUACUUACGUUUGUUUUUAUUUUUGAGCGUAUCGUUUAUAGUGACGUGUGUUGCUCGAGCUCAAUCCUUUUUUUUUCUCUCGAGUGUCGUUUUGUUUUUGUACAUUUAAUUGGAGUGCAAUUUUUGAUUUCGAUUGUUUCGAAUAUUGAAAUGAUAUAUUUUCACAUCUAUAAUUUUCUAUUCAAUUGAGAGCCUAUUCCGACUGUAAGCCGAUAAAAUGGUGGUCGUUGUUUACGAAUCGGAAAAUUGGGCACCGUUUCCUCCCAAAAAGAAAUGGAUACGACAUUAUUUGGAAGAAUACCCGAGUUCGGAGAAAAGCUCGUAUUCGACGGAAUCGAUCUCUUCUCUAACACCCGUGCAGAGCGCGGUAGCAUCUCCGUCACCUCCGACCAUAACAUUCGCGCCGAAAAAUGUCACCACACAGACGAUCGCAUCGUAUACGAUCACAGACGUACCGUCGUCGUCUUCUGCGGCUGCAACAGCAGCAUCAGCGUCAGCGGCGACGUCAUCGUCUUCAUCUGCGAACAACCACUACACCGGUGUCAUCAAUAACGGUUCGAUAACGCCGAAUAAUACGGCAGCGGCGAAUUUCACGCUAACUCCGAUCAUCGGUGGUUCUCGUUCUCCGUCGUCGUCGUCGUCGUCUGUUGCGACUCUGACAAAUGGAGCGGCGAUGGCCGCUGGUUCGGCGACGCCGGUCGCUGCCGUAUCUACGCUGCCUUCGUUCUCUCCGUCGCCAACGUUGACGUUCACCUUCACGCCGCCGUCGUCGGCGGUUGCGGUGGCCACCGCGCAACACACACCUUCGUUAUUGAAAAUGCCGCCGCAGAGUAAUUCUAGACUACCUUCUGCGUCUUUACCUCGACAUCACGGGUCACCGUCGUUGGUGAUUCAACGGACGAACACGUCGCCGCCGCCGCCGCCGCCAACUGCGUCGCUGCUUCCUCAUUCGCGUACCGUUCAACAUCAUUCCGCCAGCACGGCCGGCGGCGCUGGCACCGCAGCUAUCGCCACCGCCACCAUCAUGCAACACCAUCAACAGCAACAACAACUCAACUCGCAACAGCAUCCGCAAACCGUGCUACAACAACAGCAACAACAACAACAACAGCAACACCAACACCAUCAGCUGCAGCAUCAGCAUCAAAAUUCCAUGUCCUCGAUCGCCAUCGUGCCCCAUAGAAGUUAUAGCGAAAGAACUGCCAAUGUCAACGAUAUUAAAAGAAAGAUGAGCGCAUCUGGCACUAGAGAGGUGCACAACAAAUUAGAGAAAAAUAGACGGGCUCAUUUAAAAGAAUGUUUCGAAUUGCUAAAAAGUCAAGUGCCGGCCAUUCAAGACGAAAAGAAACCGUCGAAUCUUACCAUUCUGCGGACAGCUAUUCGUUACGUUCAAAUUCUGAGAAGACGAGAACAAGAAUUGGAAACCGAACUCGAAAGAUUGGCUCGAGAAAAGAUAAUCAAUCAGCAAAGACUCACUACGUUGAAGAAGGAACUUACAGCUCAGUGGGAUCAUAUUGAUUUCAAUUCGCUGUUACCUGAAAGCGUCGAAUCAAAACCAAAUGGUAAUAUCGAAAAUGGCGGCGGGACUGACCAAAGAGAUUACGAAAUGGAACGUGACGCGGAUAAAAUCGCGUUGAUGAGCGACGCAGACGAUUCGAGCCAAGUGAAAAGUAAAGGCGAUACGUAUUACGGAAGCAGUUCGUCGACUGGUUCGUGUAGUAUUUCACCGUUACACAUAUCUUCGCCGAAUGUCGUCUCUACCACUAGCGAUAGUUUACCACCUCAAAUUCACAUUGUGGAAUCAGCUUCAAUGCCCCUUGAUAAAUUAACCAGUACAACUGUAGUUAGUCCAUUGCAAUUUUUAUCCUCCUCUACGAUCCGUAUGAUCGCAGAUUCAGCCGAACCUAUCGCCUUGGUUCAACAUAAUGGAGGCGAAAAAGUUUCCGAAUCUGCUACAUUACCAAAAAUGGCUGUGCAUGCAGGCAACGCGUAUACAAUAAUAAGCGAAUCGUUUCAAAAACUUGCUACCCCGAAUGUAGCCGUUACCGGUAACACGAGCGGCGGCGUUAAUACUAUUGUACGAAGUAGCAAAGUUACUAACUCGCCAGUUCAUUUUACCCCCACCGGUAUCACUUUACCCUCCUCCGUGUCUGCGAAUCAUAAAAAUGUAUCUUUACCCGUCAAAUCCGGCUUCCCUCAAGUUACUACUAAUGGUACCAUCACUACUUCUAGUUUCGGAGAACGUACGAAUUCUGUCCUAACUACGGUUCCGGUACAUACGAACGUCGGUAACGUAGUAAAUCAUUCCUUCGUCGUGGCGGCACAACCUUCAUCUGGGCAAAUGUUACUUACCACAGCGUCACCGCACUUACAAACUAACGUUAUGCCUGCACCGCUGCUAAAAACAGUCAGUCGAUUACAACCGAUCAACGGUCAUCAACUAGUAGUGAAGCCCGCCAUGGUGGUUGUCAGCACAGCGGCGGCAGCUGCGUCCAAAUAAUCAAUACCUACCGGUGGUAAUAUACCUAUUUAUUUUCAAGACUCAUCGUCUACACCCAUCUACGUACUACAUAUUUAAACCCAUAACGAUAACUAAGAAGAUGAAGAUGAAAAAAAAAAAAAAAAAAUCAGAAGUCUAUAUCACUUCGGUACGACUGAAUAAGUUAAUGAAUUUAUUUAUUAUUGAUAUUAUAAUACCUAUACGAAGUUGUUAAAUUUCUCUAAAUGUUUGUAUGUGAUAAAAAAAAAUUUACAAAAAAAAAUUCAAAGAACGGUGACGUUUAUUGUGAUAACUAAUAUUAUCAUGUAAUGGGGGAAAAUAUCGCUAAGAAUUAUAUUUGUUAAUAUUAUAACGUGUAAUAUUUAUACCGAACGAAGUUCCUUUCGUGUGUGUGUUUUGAUUGUGUUGUACCUACGGUUGAGCAAAAUCUCUUAAUCAAAAGCCAUUUUUUUCGAAAUUCAGUCCAACCUUUUUAAUAUUAUAACGUAUUAUUUCGACAAAAUGAUGAAUAAUAACGUUUGUAUUUUGUGUAGAAAUUAUUACUAGCUUACCUACUACUACUACUACUACUACUACCCUCGUAAUUUGUACUAUUUAUUUAUUUGACAUUUUUUUGUUCUCCUUGUUAUUACGCUUUACGAUGUCGUGCGAUUUUUUUCGUAGUAGAGAGCUUACUCUUUUUUUUUCCUUUUUUCUCAAAACAUACUAUACCUACCUAUGCUAUCGUAGUUUUGUUUUUGUUCGUUUUUAAUUUUCACCUUCCUUCCCCCUUCUCCCUCAUUUUUUCCCCUUACACUUCGGUUGUACGAUAUAGAGUAUGUAAAUUCUUAAUAUAUUUUUUUUUGUUUUUCGAUGGCCAGAUUUUUGAAAAAAUCUCACAAUCGGUAUUUAAUUUCUUUUUAUACGCGAAUUUUUGUUUUUUGUUUUUUGGUUUUUCUCAUCAUUUGAAAAAUAGUGUAUUUUAUCGGCCAGUUUGCUUUUGUUUUUUUCUUUUUGUUUUUUGUACCAAUUUUUACUAUUGUAUUGUGUAAGAGUGUAGUCACUGAUGAAAUUUUGGUUUAAAAUACGACCUUUACAUUAAAGGUUGCAGAGAGCGCGUGUAAUUUAUUAUUUAUUUUUCUCAUUUUCUAAGACAUAUUAGAGACACGACAAGUUUAUCUAGUAAGAUUAUUAAAAUGUUUUUUUUUCUUUCUCUCCUCUCAGAACAGUGUGUUAGAAAUUCGACUUGAAGUUGAUCCGCCAAUAACCAAAGUGUACUCGAGGUUUUUUCAAACGUGUACUUUGAUGGUAAGGUGCCUACGAAAUGCUGUAAUUUUGUACGAUUACAGAUUAUGUGAUAUUAUUUAUAUACUUUUGUAAAUAAUUAUUUAUUUUGUCUCUCAUUAACUUUUAAUUGUAUGUUUUCAAACUGAUUUUAUUCGAACAUGUUGUAAAAAUUUUACGCAAUUUCUCUCGUCGUCGAGGUGUAGCCCUUAAGUAUUAUUUACGAAAGGUGCGUUUAUGAUUGUCCGUAACUCUUACGGCUUGUUACAGAAAAGUAAAAAAUUUUUUACUUUUCUGUAAUUUUCUUUGUUCUUUUCUGUAAAACAAAAAGUUACGGUUACGGACAACGUGAACUACGCCAUAAGAAUUCUUGUAUUUUACUUUUCUGUAACAGACCGUAACUUUUAUUACGGUUAGUUACAGACAAUCAUGAACGCACCUGAAAACAAAAAAAAAAAAAUUGAAAUUUAUUUUUAGCGUACAUUGAUGAUGAUUGUGUUUUUAUGUAUUAUAAAUAAUAAACCAUUACGGCUGUCUUGCAUUCGAAUAA
Planococcus citri (citrus mealybug) is the source of this 4748-nucleotide messenger RNA. RefSeq names its product RNA polymerase II elongation factor Ell-like. The record is from RefSeq and is a predicted model, not a curated record. Gene Ontology annotation, molecular function: RNA polymerase II cis-regulatory region sequence-specific DNA binding; protein dimerization activity; DNA-binding transcription factor activity, RNA polymerase II-specific. Gene Ontology annotation, biological process: regulation of transcription by RNA polymerase II. The coding region runs from base 653 to 2935 and encodes 760 amino acids. The transcript is spliced from 10 exons. Lineage: Eukaryota; Metazoa; Arthropoda; Insecta; Hemiptera; Pseudococcidae.